Epinephelus fuscoguttatus (brown-marbled grouper) is the source of this 10711-nucleotide messenger RNA. It is a transcript of the gene dusp3a, whose product is annotated as dual specificity phosphatase 3a. The transcript has 3 exons. The record is from RefSeq and is a predicted model, not a curated record. Gene Ontology annotation, cellular component: cytoplasm. Gene Ontology annotation, biological process: negative regulation of MAPK cascade; protein dephosphorylation. Lineage: Eukaryota; Metazoa; Chordata; Actinopteri; Perciformes; Serranidae. The coding region runs from base 210 to 857 and encodes 215 amino acids. Gene Ontology annotation, molecular function: MAP kinase phosphatase activity; protein tyrosine/serine/threonine phosphatase activity.
CGUCGACGGGAGACGCUGUAAAAACGCUCGCGCCUCAUCCUCAGACACCUUGUAGACGAGAAGACAACCGCGCGCACGACUCACGUGCGGAGGUAAAAUGCAGCUGAAUAACCGGACGAUGCUCACGAGUCUGGAGCUGGCUGUUAUCUAACAUUAGUUUACACAGAAGAAGAAGAAGAAGAAGAAGAAGAAGGAGAAGAAGAGGAGCCAUGAAGAAACACCUGAGUCCAACCAAACAGCAGCAGCAGCAGCCACCGGCGGAUGUCCCGGUGGCUCCCGGCGGCGAGGUGACCGUCCAACAACUCAACGAGCUGCUGUCUAACGGCAGCGGCUUCUACAGCUUACCGACACAGCACUUCAACGAGGUCUUCCCCCGGAUAUACAUCGGUAACGCGUUCGUAGCCCAGAAUGCAAUGCGUCUGCAGAAACUCGGGGUGACGCACGUCCUCAACGUGGCAGAGGGCACCUCCUUCAUGCAUGUGAACACCAGUGCGGAUUUCUACGCCGGCACGGGCAUCACGUACCACGGCAUCCAGGCCAACGACACGGAGCAGUUCAACCUCAGUGCCUUCUUUGAGGAGGGGGCUGAUUUUAUCGACAGGGCCCUCGCACACAAUAAUGGCAAAGGGAAGGUGUACGUCCACUGCAGAGAAGGCUACAGCCGCUCCCCCACCAUGGUUGUUGCUUACCUCAUGCUGCGCCACAAAAUGGAUGCCCGGCUGGCGGUGGCCACCGUGAGGCAUAAGAGAGAAAUUGGCCCUAACGACGGCUUCCUUCGCCAACUGUGCCAACUUAACGAGAAGCUGGCAAAGGAGGGCAAGCUGAACGGGGAGGUGGGCAAACUAAAGACCAAAUGAAAGCAGGACAGACUCUCUGCCCUGUCUCCCUCUCAUCAUGCCUUUCACAGGCUUCAGCUGCUCUCGGAGACUGACCCCACCCUGACCAAACCAGCACCCAUCUGACACACAAAGGGGUAUUCUGAAACACAAACAUACAUGCAUUUGUCUGUGUAGAUAAUUAUUCCACACGCACACACACAUUUUCUUUCUACUCUUCUGUUCACUGCUGCUCUGUGCGAGGAUGUCUGUCAGUCCUCCGCCUGCUCCCACAAAGAGUGCGAUCUCAAAUACUUCCACACUGCUGCGGGUCCCUGAACGCAGCACCUUAAAGCAUUCCUUCACUUCCCACAAGUUGAGAAAACUUCGCCCUGAUUUUUAAAGAUAUUCCUUGAAUCAAAGAUUAUAGCACAAUCAUUCCAUAGUUUUCCACUGCCGGGAAUGUCAGUGAUGUCUCCGCCAGCAGGAGUACUCUAUAAAUUCCAAAUGAACUCUUAGAUUUUAAAACACACGAUGCAGACAACGCAAGUCAGAAAGCGAUAUGUGAAUGGAUGGAGGAAAAUCCCAAACAUUCCAUGAAAACUGAAAAAGAGUUUUAUUUUUGCCCUCUCGAUCCUUAAAAAUCCUCAAUUCUCUUCCACCUUUAGGGGCAGAUAUUUAAAUGCACAAACACCAAUGAUUCACACUCUGAUGCAAGCUGUAGCUCUGUGCAGCAUUUCCAGUCCUCGACUCUGCGGCCUCUAGUUUGACAGCGGUAUAUUCAAUGGUUGUAUCACUGGUAGCGACGGCAGCAAAGGUCAAGCUAAUUAAAAAUAAUGAGCAGCUGUCAUGUGACGUUUUAAUUUGUCAUUGAGCUCAAUCAGCCUGCACACGAGACAAAUCACAUUUAGGUAAAUAGGAACAGUAUCUAAGGAAACACUGGGCUGAAUAUCCUCCUCAAAAGAACCUUCAAAUGAGCUAAUUUACAGGGUUUAAUUUCUAAAGUGGAUUAUUUACAAUAUCAGCUCCCUCUUGAAUCAGAAAUAAUAAGGGUGACAUUCAUUCGAAGAUGCAGAAGAGACGUUUACACUUGAUAAAGACAUUUAGUUGAAACACAAUCUGCUGGUUCAGUUUGUGUGUCAGAGGCAAAUGUUACACCAGUCAGACACACUUUUUAUAAACACUGCAACAUAUCUCAGAGCUCAGUUGAUCAUUUUAAGCCCUGUAUAAUUCCCAUAAGGGCUGAUCUGACGUACGGCGAGUCUACACAGGAGGUGCUUUUUAAUCAUCUGGCAGAACAGAUAUUUCUGCAGCAGUUUCAGCUUUGCUUGCAGUAUACACAAGUGUAUUUUCAUAUGGAUAGCUUUAAAUGUGUAAUAUCAGUGAUUGUGUUUUGAGCUGCCAGAACAUGGAUGACCUACACUCAAUGCUGUACCUGAAUGCAUCCUGUGUAGACACUGACAGUUGUUGCACUUCUGCCUCUGACUUAGACAUUGUCCACACUAAGCCGACUGAUUUUGAAAAUGCUGUUUACAGGGGAAGAUGGCGUCCACAAGGCUCAACAAUAACGAUUGCCUGAUUGCUUCAGGCAAGUAAAAUGUCAUGUUGGGUUGUAGUAUAUCUAGCAACUGACUUCCCCGAUCAGGCAACUGGUAAAAUAUGAACACAGUUUUUUCCAGAGCUGAUGAUGAAAGUAGCGAAGGAGUGAACCAUCUUGCUUUGUUCUCACCUCUGUUCAGGCACUGGAGAGAAAAUGGCGGUGGGUAGAAGUAUGUGCAACCAUUUCAGUUAAUCUGUAUACGGUAGUUAGGUUGGGUGGAGUUAGAAAAUGUGGGUGAAACUCCAACUAUGUAUUUCGCAGGUUUUCCUCAAGUUUGAGAGCAAGGCGGAUAAAAAUGGGUCCAUUUUCAUCAACACUAACUUUUCUGUAAUUUACAAACAGCUAAUAAAACUAUUUGAUUAGGGACAAGUAAAAAUUGACCUUGACCUUGGGCAAGUAGAUUUGUGACCCCCUUACCCAACCAGGCAUGUGAAAAACAUUCAACCACGCAAACACACAUUUAGUUGUUUUGUGAAGAUCUCCACUCACAGUAAAGGCCUUUGCACACAGUCAGUUUUUUCAGAUGCGUUUUUUAAAUCCGUCAUCUGAAAAAAAUCCUAUCGCACAGAAACUUUUCAAACUGAUUCUAAUGUGUUGUGUUUUAUUCGUUGUGAUCUGACCUGUUGAAAGUGAACUGUCUGAGUUAUGAAAUGAUUCUGUGCGCCCUACUCCUCUGUCUUGUCGCAGCUGUGUCCCGCCGCCACAUUUUCUUCACUGAUUCUUGGUCAAACAUCUCUAAAGGCGCUGACGGAUGUGGAAAAACACAGAAAAUAGAACAUGUUCCGAUGGAUGAAAGUUACGGACUCAGUGUGCAAAGGCCCUUAACACACUGCUAAAUUUCUUCUUCCUCCUCUGCAGUAAAAUCGACAGUGAAAUAUUUAUUAGUUGCAGCUCUGCCAUGUAAUCGGCUACAUGGACUUUUAAAAUUAGUGAUCUCAGAGCAGGUGAAAGGCGACAGGAAGUCCUUUUCUCAGCUUUACUGUAGCACAGCCUCCAAUUCUGUGGGCAAGCUUAAGUCAUUUUUCCCAAAAGCUGAUUUUUUGAGUGAGAAAAAUUCUAGAUUUGUGAAGACAGAGGGUUAAACUAUCAAGAAAAUGCAUUUUCUAACUUAGCCGGUUUAGUGUGGAAACACCCUGAGGUUCUUCAGUAUAAUAUGUCAGUUAUAAUAUUGGUUAACAAUUCUAAUUUUCAUAACACACACAUUACCAAAACUUGGCAGCAGCUGAGGGGUGUUAAAAGCUGAUUUUACCAGUUUACCGCCUUCAAACUAGAGGCCUUUAGUUUCAGCUGUCAGAUGCAUCCCCAGAGAAAAGAUGCCACCCGCUCUUUCAACAGAACGUUCCAGUCAUCACGCCAGAGAGUUGUCCACUGCCAAUUCCCUGACACAGCCAUUCGGUCAGCAUCCAACACCACUGUUUCAUCAACAGUCUGUCAGAGGUCCAUGCACAACAUGUCUCACUCCUACGUGUGUGUGUCAUACAGUAAUUUAUUAUGCCUGACUUCAUGCACACACAGGGUCAAACCACAACUUUUGUUUGUAAAGCAUUGCAAUAUAUGUCAAUACCCCCAUCAGAUAUAUAGAAUGUAAUCACAUCUAAAUAUUCAGGCUGUAGUUGUUACAUAUAGGCAGUAGUAGUUCAGCAGUACAUUUUGAAAGUAUUUAUUAUUGAGUGUAUUACUGUAAAGUAGACCUAGAGCCAGGAAGGAUGGUGACGGAGUGUUUUAAAACCUGCAACAGGUCACUCCUCGAGAGUUUCUGAGACAAAUUCCCAUCAAAGAGGAGGCGGUUUGAGGGAAAGUCGGAGCUGUUGAGCUGGAUCAACACCAGCAUCACUCAGUAACGAGUGUCUGGAGUUCAGCCACUAUGUCCCACCUGUGUGACGGCAGUGUUGGCAGCCGUAAUCAGGAUGGUUUAUUGGCUUGAUUCUGUGGCGUCAUUCAUCCCAAGUCUCAGCCAAGUCAAGCAACAGGAUGCAACCCAACAUAUUUCCUUCAGUGUGUGGGCCGAUGUAUUUUUGAUAACGGCCCAGUGAUGAUAGUGUCGGUAGCCGGAAUCUGGACAGUUUAUUUAGCCUGAUUCUGGGGAGUUAUUCAUGCUAUUCAUCUCAACCAAGUCAGGCAACUGCACGCAGCCUGACUCGUUUCUUCCGGCGUGUGUGCGUGCCAGGUCAUUUUUCAUAACGGCCCAGUGAUGGCACUAUCAGCAGCCAGAAUCAGGCAAGUUUAUAUGGCCCAAUUUUGGGGUGACAUUCAUUCCAAGUCUCAGCCUAGUCUAGCAACAGGAUGCAGCCUGACUUACUUCCUCCGGCAUGCCAAGUUUGGGCCAGUGCUGGGCCAGGUCAGUAUUGAUAACAGCCCAGUAAUGGCAGUAUUUAGUGGCCUGGGUUUGGGCCGUCAUUCAUCCUGAGUCUCAGUCGAGUCAGGCACCUGGUUGCAGCCUGACUUAUUUCUUCUGGCAUGCUGAGUUUGGGCCGAUGCUGGGCCAGGUCAUUUUUGACAAUGACCCAGAGACAGCAGUGUCAGCAGCCAAAAUCGGGCAAAUUUAUUUCGCCUUAUUUUGGGGUGUCUUUCAACCUGAGUCUCAGCCAAGUCCAGCAACCAGACACAGCCUAAUUUAUUUCUUCCGGCAUGCUGAGUUUGAGCUGAUGCUGGGCGAGGUCAUUUCUGAUAUAGGCCCAUUGACGGCAGUGUCAGCAGCCGGUUUAUCUGGCCCGAUUCUGGGGCAUCAUUCAUCCUGAGUCUCAGCCAACUUAUUUCUGCCGACUUUGGGCCGAUGCUGGGCCAGGUCAUUUCGGCUACCUGGGACACAUCAGAUUGCCUGUUUCUCCUGAACAAACGACCUCGGGGCACGUUAGCAUGAAUCCAGGGGGAUAGUUGUCUCACUAGAGAGUAGAAUGGAAACUAGGCUGUCUCACCUCAUUAAUGGCACUAUUUAUUCCUCCUUUGAUAUAUCUGUAUACAUAUGAAUAUAUACAUGUAUACUGUAUAUACAUAUUUAAGUGUUGACAUAUAUGAAUGUAUGAGCAAUGUGUCUAUAACGUGUAGGUAUUGUCAGUAUGUCUUAUAUAUCAUGUUAUAUUUGUAUAUGACAUCACGGAAUAGCUCCUCCAUUCUUUCUGUUCCACGGUUGACUACAUGUACAUUCAUAUUCAGAUAUAAUGUACAUGUAAAAUGUUUGAUUGUGAUGGUUCUUAUCACAAUUGUGCAAAACUUGCUUAUGACAGCAGGACUUUUUUUCUGAGCUGGGAUACUGAGGCAUGUGAUCAUCGUGUUUACUAAUGUUUUGUGCAGCUUUAAGUUUCCAUGGUAAUGUAUUCAUAAUGUACAACAAGAUGCAGGUGGCAGCUUCAGAUGGACACGGAUUAUCCUGCAUAUGACCGCACGUGUUGUCAUGGAUGUAGGAUGCAUUCAUCCCGUCACCCAUUCAUUUGGUGCUUCAAAAUCAUUUACAGCUCUUUCUUUCCCCGACAGGAGUCGGAAGUUUUCUGCGAAGAUUGAUAUUUGGGUUUCUUUGCAUGACAAGGACUUGAUUCUCCAGCGACACUUAACAUUUCAAUGCAGUGUUUUAGCUGUGAAACACUGGCUUUCUUACAGUACCUAUGAAAAGUAAUGCACCUAAAUUCGUAAAUAUCCCACAUAUUUGUGAGCAAGGAGGCUAUAUUUAUGUGACAUUCAUACUGCAGGCCGUCGUCUGUCAUAUGAUGGGAGCAAAGGACAAAGUACAUGUAGUGCGGUGGUCUGGAUGGUGGAGGGGUCAAACAAAGACAGGACUUUGACCCAGGAGUCCAAAGUUGGUGUGAAACUAAGGGUGCUUUCACACCUGCCCUAUUUGGAUCCGUUUAAUCAUACUCAAGUCCGUUUGCCCCCUAAGUGCGGCCCGUUUGGGCAGAUGUGAAUACAGAAUUAGUUAUUUUUGGUUAUACAAACGUUUUAUUACUAUAUCUGACACUUGAAACCAUUUUCUAAAUGGAAGUACAUGCAAAAAGUCUCCUUACCUUGAAGCUGGUAUACCACUGCAACCCUACAGUAGAAUAAUCUGCAACUUAAAUCACUUGAGCGUUUAAUUCAUUUCUAAAAACUUGAUGGUUCCAGCUUCUCAUGUGCAGAUUUGCUGCGUUUAACAGUUCAAAACCCAAAAAAGAUUCAGUUAAAGUUGUUUCAGGACAUCACCUUUGGCUUGAGUAAAUUAUGAUAUUCAUUUUCACUUUUUUCUGAGGUUUUAUAGACCAAACAGCUGAUUGAAUUGUGAAGGAAGCAGUCAUCAGGUCAGUUGAUAAUGAAGAAGUUGUUGCUUCUGUGGUCCAGAGCACUAUGAUUUCAGUUUCACAUAGCCUGGCAGAAGCCCAGCAGAAUGUGAGUAUAACCGAUGUGAAGAUUUCUAAGGUCAGUGAGGAAGAAGUCCUGCUGCAGACUUAAAACUAAGGUAAUACAGCCAGUAUGUUUAUACAGCGAUCUGCUCUCAUAAAACCCAAUCUUUAAGUGGAAUCUCAAAACAUGCAUUGAAAUGUCAAGUGUUGCUGUAGCCUCUGACUCAUUAUUGGCCUGGAGGACAAGUCAGAGAACAGGAUAUUAUCACAGGGAGUUGGAAAUGAGGCUAAACUGUCUCAAACUUUGCUGAGUGAGAACAUGAGUGCAGUUGUAAUGUCUCUCACGGGGGGGGGACGUCACAAGGUUGCACUGAUUCUGGCUCCCAGUGUUGGUUCAUGUGCAGGUUGUUCCCGUCAUUUGGCCAUCGCAUGCACUUGAAAAUGUUUCAGAUGUGUAAAAGCAACACACUUGAUUUCACACAUCUUGCAAGCGCUGCUGCCUGCAAGAGAAAUCGGGUGCUGCAGUUCAAAUCUGAGUCCAUUUUCAAGUCUAAUUUUGCGCAUGUGUCACGCUGCAUUUUCCCACCACCUCGUCAUGAACCCCAAACCACACAACAGUGAGGUUUUCCCUAUUGAAUAGAUUAUAUAACAGACAGAGAACCACUUGCCUCUGUGCCCUCACACAAACACGUUACACACCAAGAUUGUCUUGUGCCAAGUGACCUACUGUGUUUUACAAAAAAAAAAAACAUUUCUAUUUUUCUGUUUUCAAUUGGCUUUUCUUGUCAUUCACAUGGACUGGGGUUUCACUCAUACAAAUAUUCACAUCUGCUCUACAAUACUGCCCUCCUUCUGAAUUCACAAAAAGCAACAACUAACUCACAGUUCAAUAUGUCUUCAAAAUUUGAGAAUUAUUGGGGUAAUCGGUCCAGGAUGAGGGUAUGUACUCUAUAGCAUCAACUGCCUACACCAACCUGCUUACUGAUUAAAUCAUUGACAGUCUUCGGUUCCUAAGAUGGAGCCUGAUAAACACUAGCCAUGGUAGAUGUUUUCUGUCACAUUUUGUAGCCACUAUUUACACGACAAAAUUGUACAGCUCUUCCUUUUUGGGUGAAGCGAAGAUCAAGACAGAUUGCCUAAAAAGAAAGCGUCUAUGAUGGCUACACUGCUGGCUUCACACUCUUUUUAUGCAUUGAGUAACAGAGAAACACUGCCACCUGCUGUUCAACAAAUCAAGUUAACUGAUGAUAAUUUGACGUCAUAGAUAGUUCAGGCUGUUCUCAUGCACAGUUCAUAUGUAUAGCUAUGAAAAGUAACGCAUCUGAAUUUGUAACCCACGUAACCGUGAAGGCUAUGAUCACCAAAGUGCUGAUGGUAGUUAAGAAGGAAGUCGUAUAAAGAGCGAAAGUCUCUGUAAGGAGGCAGGUAGGGGUGGUUCAAACAAAACAAACAAACACACGACUUUCCCCUAAAAGACUUUGAGUCAUUUUAAGGUACAUUGUCACAUCACAUAAAGUGCGUAACUAUAAGAAAAGAACUUAACAUGAUGACGCCCAACUUUGAUUCUAUUCCUAAACCUAACCUAUCGAACUUAACGUUAGUUAUGUAACUUUAGGUUAAGUACAUAACUUAAUGUUAAGUAGGUAACUUUUUGUAACAUAUUUAACAUGACAACGCCAAACCAUGACUCUUUGUCUAAACCCUAACCUGGAUAACUUAACGUUAAUUACAUAACAUUAUGUCAACAACCUAAUUUUACAUUAAGUACUUGCCAUGAUGACGCCCAACCCUGAUUCUUCUCCUAAACCUAACCUACAUAAGUUUACGCUAAUUACGUAACUUUACCUUAAAUACCUAACGUGGCAGUGCCCAACCAUGAUUCUAUUCCUAAACCUUACCUACAUAACUUUACUUGAAAUACUUAACUUUAAGUUAAGUACAUAAUGUGAUGUUGCCCAACCAUGAUUCUUCUCCUAAACCUAACCUGGAUACUUUAAGUUAAGUACAUAACCUAACGUUAACUACGUCAAUUUAUGUUUCGUACUUACCGUGAUGGCGCCCAACCACGAUUCUUUCCCUACACCUAACCAAGGUAACAUUACAUUCCUAGACCUAACCUGCUUAACCUUACGUUAAGUACCUUAUUUAACAUGUGUAUCUAUCGUGACUACCCACAACCAUGAUUCUUUUCCGAAACCUAAUCCACGUAAUUUUACGUUAAGUACCUAAUUUUAAGUUGAGUACGUAAUUUAACGUUAGCCACAUAACUUUCUGUUUCAUUCUCAACGUGAUGACACCCAACCAUGAUUGUUUUCCUAAACCUAGAUAACAUUACAUUUCCCAGACCUAACCUGAGUAACUUUGCUUUAAGUAUGUAACUUUAUGUUAUGUACCUUACUUAACAUAUGUAUCUAUUAUGACUACCCCCAACCAUGAUUCUUUUCCUAAACCUAAACUACGUAACUUUGUCAGUUACAUGACAUUACAUCAGUAACCUAACUUAAAGUACGCAACGUUACAACACUCAACCAUGAUUCUUUUCUUCAACCUAACCAGUAGGGGCAUUCAUUCAUUGGAUAUUAUACAAACCAUUGAAUGUGCAGUUUCGUUAGCUAUCAUACGAACUGUUGUACGAGGAUACGUCCAAUAGUUACAAUCCAACCACUUUUCAAUCAAACGACACUUUUUUUCUUCCUUGAUGUGAAACCCUGUAACAGUUUUACAAGUUCAACAAGGUACCAGCAUCGUUUCGUGGGUUAUACUCCAGGUACUUUCUGUCUUAUUGAGAAUGUCAAAUGUAAAAUGCCAUUGAUGUAUAUUGUUAUAUAUACUGAGUAUGUAACACGCACUAAGGCAAUUGUGAAUUGCUGCAUUUUACCGUCUUAACUGGCCUACUAUAUAGAUAGGACAUUGUUUGAUAUUGGAUCUAGUAGUGAGUUGAAAUUGCAGAUGAAACUUUUUUUCUCCUUAAAGUUUAGUUUGUAAGUUGAUUUUAGGUUCAUUAUUUUUUCUCUGCUAAUAAAGAAGGCUAUUUUUGGUACAGUAGGAAAUCAUGAAAGUGUGAUUGUGACCUACUUCUUUUGACUUAACCAUGAAGCUAAACACACUGCGUCAUUAUCCGUGUUGUUUUUGGGUGAGUCACCAAUAAUGGUACCUGGACCAGGCAGUAAUUGUAGUUCAUUCAUGGUGCUUGUUGAAGACUGUGCAAGUUACCACAGUGGAAAGGAGGAUUAAAUUAUUCAGAGAGAGCCAGGCAGUUUUUUUUAUCACAGGAAAGUACAUUAACUUGACUUUUGGUUAGUCCCACGUGGCGUAUCUCAGCCAUCUGCACUGAAGUAGGCAAAAACCUGAGAUCUUUAAACCCUCUGUGACGGACAGUCGAUACCUUACAUCAUAGAAACUCAUCUGGCUGAACUUAUUUGAACUGUCCGUGAUGCAAUAAACUCCAUCCAUCUGGUACUCUUGAGAGUGUUCAAACAAACACCGGAAAUUACUUACAAAUAGUGUUUGGCCCAGGUAAAGAGCAGAGCUGCCAUCUUCUUCUCCUUCUUCUCGCUCACAUCCUGAUAAACAGCUUACAGCAGGAGUUUUAGCACAACCGAGCCCACUGCCCGACUCCUCCUGGAGUCCAUUACACAAUCCACGUCCUAUCUUGUCACAUUUCUGUUCGUGCACAGGUGUCGCGGAGGACAUUGUUGCGAUGUUGGAUUGGCUGUUUAUGGGUAUAUCCACAUAUAUAUUUGUCACCGCCACCGACAUCUCGACGAACACAGCACCCCACCCAAAGCCUUACAGUAAAGAUCGAUUCUUUAGAUUGUUUUUCAGUUUGUGUAUCUCACUUCAUGCAGCAGGAAGGGACAGACUCCCUUACAGGAUGAGACAUUGUUGAAGUGCACUUGAUUUUAAAUUGCAAUGUUAUUUUUCUUACCUUGGAGAAGUCCCGUCUUUCUUAUGUUUAAGAAAUAAAUGGCUGAGGUACUAACAUCUUA